CCCAACUUCCUCAACAUCGAGCUCUUAUCCAUUCGCCCCUCACGCCGUCUUCUUUCGACCGUUUCCAGGCUUCAAGAUGCCGGACGCACUCCAAUCCAACAGACUCUUGUCCUAUGCUCGGCGGUCGGGCUCUGCAGCAUGGUACCCGCUGCGUGGUAUCGGCUAUUUCGUCAGGACUGCCGAGUUUUGGCCGCUGUUUCUGGGCAGACUCUUGCCUCUGUCGCUGAUAUCGCUUAUUGUUUAUUUUAUCCUCUUCAUCUUCGCAUUCCCUAUCCAGUUCGCUUUUUUGGCCAUCUUUCAAGGCUGGAGUGCAUGGGUUAGCGCUGUUGUUCUCGUCCUCGGUGAAGGUCUCGUCAUUAUCCAGGGUCUCUUUGAGGGCUUCUUUGUUGACGAAUGCAGAGUUGACGUUUUUGAUGCCACGCUCAUCCAGAACGGCCUGGUUGAGUUGAUUGCUCCGCACCGCAUUCUCUUCGACGACGCCCCAAAUGCUGUCAAGAUGCUUGGAAAGCCAACCGAGUCCGCCGUAUACCAGCCGUGGAGCCUGAUUCAGAUUGUUGAGCUGGUCUUCUUCCUGCCUCUGAACUUGGUCCCCUACGUCGGCACUCCAGCCUUUAUUAUCAUUACCGGCACGAGACUCGGCAAAUUGUCUCACUACCGUCGAUUCAAGCUGCUUGGCUUGUCCAAGGUUGAACAAAAAGCUGAAAUUAAGCGCCUUGGAUGGGAGAAUGUCUGGUUUGGAACCGUCGCCAUGAUCCUUGAGCUCAUUCCCAUCCUCUCGUUCUUCUUCUUGUUGACUACCGCCACUGGCGCAGCUCUAUGGACCGUCGACUUGGAGGAGCAACGCCGCCAACGUGCGGCAGAGGAGCAGAUAUCGCAUGACACCGCACCUCCAACCUACUCUGACUCUGUGGUUUAAGAGCGUGCCGGAGUUAAAUUGCCGGCUUAGUGGUACGCGGGAUACUCGGCGCGUCAUUCGCACUGAAGCUGACCGCUACCUCCGGAAGUCGGCACUUCAUGAAGGGGAUUGCCAGCUGGCAGUUGUUCAGCUGUAAAAGGAUACAAUUAUACCAAAUUCUGCAUUAUAAACGUCUGACAUCGAGUCUGGAUUUAAAACGAAUGGAUUUCUCUUUAUGAAUUAGGAGUUAGUUAGCGAAUUCAUAUCAAUUACUGCCUAUUUAAUGCCCUUCAUUUACAUUUCAAAACUUCAGCUUUCUUACAUGCUUCUUAUCACUCCGUCUUGGAUAGCCAAGACUGGCAGCUGGCAACCCCCGUAUGCCAGCUGGCGUAAUUUAACAGAGCUGGCGUAA
Molecule: messenger RNA, 1307 nt
Organism: [Torrubiella] hemipterigena
Lineage: Eukaryota; Fungi; Ascomycota; Sordariomycetes; Hypocreales; Clavicipitaceae
Source: the annotation of a GenBank genome assembly